Peronospora matthiolae is the source of this 453-nucleotide messenger RNA. The record is from the annotation of a GenBank genome assembly. NCBI's taxonomy places the organism in Eukaryota, Oomycota, Peronosporomycetes, Peronosporales, Peronosporaceae.
AUGGCCAAGGCUGUGUGCACGCUCUACGGCACCGACGCGACCGUGUACGGGUCGCUCACCAUCACCCAGGCCCAUGAAGACGCCAAGAGCAUUAUCACGGGGGAGCUUUCGGGCCUCUCUCCCGGCAAACACGCGCUGCACGUGAACAUCUUUGGGGACAUUUCUCAACCUGGUGGCGUGUUUAACCCCUUCGGAAAGACCCACGGCGCUCACACAGACGACGAGCGCUGCGUUGGCUCGCUCGGGAACAUUGACGUGACAAGUGACGGCCGGGCCAAGGUGCACGUGGAAGACGCGCUCGUGAAGCUCAUUGGCCCGCACUCGAUCAUUGGCCGCAGUCUCGCGGUUCACGCGAACGAGGACGACCUCGGGAAGGGCGGCCACGACCUCUCGCUCCAGAACGGAAAUGCCGGAGCUAUUACGGCGUUCGGAGUCGUGGGGAUCUCAAGCUAA